Messenger RNA from Aureobasidium subglaciale EXF-2481, 3609 nucleotides. RefSeq lists its product as uncharacterized. NCBI's taxonomy places the organism in Eukaryota, Fungi, Ascomycota, Dothideomycetes, Dothideales, Saccotheciaceae. The coding region runs from base 1 to 3609 and encodes 1202 amino acids. The transcript is spliced from 4 exons. Gene Ontology annotation, molecular function: phosphorelay sensor kinase activity. The record is from RefSeq and is a predicted model, not a curated record. Gene Ontology annotation, biological process: phosphorylation; phosphorelay signal transduction system.
AUGUCGGCCUCGCUACGCGCUCUGCGGCUUGCCGACGUGGGCAUACUAGAACUUCUACGAGACGACGACCGCCCAACCUUUGUCUUAGGACCAACUACGGAAGACGAGACUCAUCAGUGGCACAAUGUCGUCUUUACAAACACUGCCCUCGACGCGUUCUUGGCCAGCCAGUCUCCACCGGAUACGUUCAGAACCUGGUCUGCGUCUCUGGUCGAUCGGUCGAAAAAGGACGAGAAUGUAUCGAUCUACUCAGGAAGAGCAUGGAAACGUACGCUGGUCGGCGGCAAAUGGUGGGUGGUAUAUUGUGCACAGGUAGUCGAUGCAGGAAUCACUGAUGAGCCUGCGCAAAUUGAGCCACUGCCCCAACGCGGCCGCACGAGCAUGCAGAAGGCACCAGAAUGGACCAUACUGACACCGCCCCCAACCGAGUCCGCCAAGCUCCUAGACUGGACCAAGUUCGAUAUACCGGGUCUCUCUCCUCAUAUCCAGUUUAUCAAAAACUUCGAUUGGUCCUCCACGCCAAUAGGACCAAUCAAGAAUUGGCCAGGUCGUCUGAGCUCAAUGGUCCUCAGCAUAUGUACCAACCCUGACCCUCGUAUCAUAGUCUGGGGGGAGCAGCUCAGCAUGAUAUACAACGAGCCCUGUGCUCGUAUUCUUGCGGAGAGACAUCCUUAUGCCAUGGGAAAGAGUUGCGCCGAAGUCCAUACUGAGAUCUGGCCUCAGAUGUCGAAGUUGUUCCAGCCCGCCCUGACAGAAGGGAAGGCUAUCAAGUCAACGAAAGAGCUGUCCUUCCAGGAAAGGAAUGGCGUUCUCGAGGAGACCUACUGGAACUUCAUUAUCUUCCCGAUCAUCGGCGCCGAAGGAUAUGCUCUUGGCGCGAUCGAUUCACUGGUCGAACUGACACGUCACGUCAUCAACCAGCGCAGAGGAGACGUGGUAGAGAAGCUCAAAGAGCAGGUCGCUACAUGUACCACGUUAUCGGAGAUUUGGCAACAAUGCCUGAGCUCCUUCGAGCCAUAUCCGGAAGACGUGCCUUUUGCACUGAUAUACUCCAACGAAGAAGACAGCACGUCGUCAGUAUCAAGCUCGUGGGCAAAUUCCUUGAGGCAGUAUCAACUACAUGGCUCCAUGGGUAUCGACCAGAACAACGCCGCCAUUCCUACGACCUUUGACUUGACAGACAGGAAGUCCGUAUAUGGCCUGGCCAGAGCUUGCCGUGAGGCGACCGUCACGAGGAAGACUGUGAUUCUACGUCGUCAUGAUAACACACUGCCUGCUGAUCUCGCCACUGCGAUACCUGGUCGAGGUUGGGACGACCCUAUCGAAGCGGUUUGCGUGAUGCCAGUCGAGAUCAAUGCUGCGGGCGCACUCGCCUUCUUCGUUAUCGGUUUGAAUCCUCGACGACCUUUCAACGAAGAUUCUUUACAAUUUGCACACAACCUACGGGAUGUGCUGACAAAGGCAAGUUCGCUGCUGAACCAAGCAAGAUUCGAAGAGAUUCACGACAGUCUUUCAACACAACUGAAGAUCAGCACACUCGCGGCAGCGCGCAAUGAGGAACGGUUCACUCGAAUGGCUCAAUCAGCACCGAUCGGUAUUUGCACCUUCCGUCCAGAUGGUAAACCCGUCUAUUGCAACGACGAGUACCUGAAGUUGAUUGGUGUGCCGCGAGAAUUCGACUGGCAGAAGCUGUGGGAUAAAAAGGCGACAUGGCGACAGAACGUCCACCCCGACGAUAUUCCAGCCAUCGAGCUGGUCUGGAAAGAUUUGUUGGAGCAGAAAAAAACUUCCGCCAUUGUAGAGUAUAGGGCUCUGAGACCUUGGCGCUCUGUCGACAGGGCUACUGGAAGUGAGCUUACUGGAGAGACAUGGCUCAUGAACAACGUAGUGACAGAGCAGGACGAGAAUGGUGGUUUGCUCUUCAUUCAUGCCUGGCUACAUGACACAUCCUUCCGCCACUACACGGAGACUCUUCUAUCAAGUCGACUUCAGGAGGCGUUGGAGACAAAACGCGCCUCAGAAAACUUCAUCGACAUGGUGUCUCACGAGUUGAGAAAUCCACUGAGCGCUAUUCUUCAGUCUGCAGAUGGUAUCAUCACAACGCUCGAUGACGAAGGACCACGCCGGAAGGGCGACACCGAGAUGCUCGAUGGCAUCCUUGACUCUGCACAAACGAUCAUCCUCUGCGCCUCACACCAGAAGUGCAUAGUCGAUGACAUAUUGUGUCUAUCGAAGCUUGACUCAAACUUGCUGGUCAUAACUCCUGAUAAAGUCUCACCUCCACAACUUGUAGGCAGAGUGCUUAAGAUGUACGAGGCUGAGCUUGCAAGGGCUUCGGUCAAGGCCGAGUUAGAGAUUGAGACGAGCUAUUACGACAUUAUGAACUCUUGCGAAUAUAUUAUGCUGGAUCCAAGCCGCUUGCUACAGGUAGUCAUCAACCUUCUCACCAACGCCAUCAAGUUCACCCAGUUCUCUGACAAACGCGGCCUGACAAUCUACCUUGGCGCUUCAUAUGUCAAGCCGACGGGAUCUCGUCACAAGCUUGCGUUUAUCCAGCCACGCACGAUAAGACAUGAGAAUUCGACUUCUUUGUCCGCAGAGUGGGGUCAAGGUAAGGACAUCUAUCUCCAGAUUGCCGUGCAGGAUACUGGCAGAGGUCUCAGUGAUGAGGAGAUGAGUCUGUUAUUCCAGCGCUUCUCUCAAGCCAGUCCCAAGACGUACAAGCAAUAUGGCGGUAGUGGUUUGGGCUUGUUCAUCAGUCGAGAACUGUGUGAGCUGCAGGGAGGCCAGAUUGGUGUCAGUAGCCCUGGUCUUGGUCAUGGCACCACAUUCGCCUUUUAUGUACGUGCUCGCCGGUGCCCGCGAGACGUCACAUCUACCCCCGAGUCACCUGUCGCUCUUCAGCAUGUUUGGAAUACGCCAGUCACUGGUUCCACAGCUAUGCCCCAAGAUGUGGGACUAGACAAUGCAGCCAACUCACGUCCUGCCAAGCCGACGCGGGCGUUGUCAUACACAAGACUCCAGUCUCCAUCCAAACGAGAUGUUCUGGAGAGGUCACUGCACGUUCUUGUCGUAGAGGAUAAUCUGAUUAAUCAACGAGUCAUGUCGCAACAGCUCCGGAAGCAGGGUUGCAUUGUUCACAUUGCCAAUCAUGGAUUAGAAGCACUAACCUUCCUCGCGACUUCCGUCUUCUCUUCCUCCCCCAAAGACGCACCAGUCGCUCUGGACGUGGUUCUCAUGGAUCAAGAGAUGCCUGUCAUGGAUGGCAUAACAUGUGUCCGAGAAAUCAGAGCUCGCGAAGUUGUAAAAGAGUUCGUCGGACACAUCCCAGUCAUUGCCGUGACAGCAAAUGCGAGGAGUGAGCAGAUUGCAGUCAUGAUGCAGGCUGGCAUGGACUCCGUAGUCACCAAGCCCUUCCGUAUCCCGGAGCUGGUUCCCCAGAUGCGGAAAUUGGUUGCAAGGACGAACUCUGCCCUUCACCCGAGCGACAAGGACGAUCAAGUGGAAGCGAGACCAUCGCUAUCACCUGAGCCACGGGACUCUGGCAAUGCAGUCAUGCAUCCUCUCUCAGGGUCUAUGCAGACUGCCCCCAGCUUGGAUAAAGCCUAA